This is a messenger RNA of Rasamsonia emersonii CBS 393.64, 1029 nucleotides long. RefSeq names its product 3-methyl-2-oxobutanoate hydroxymethyltransferase. The record is from RefSeq and is a predicted model, not a curated record. Gene Ontology annotation, biological process: pantothenate biosynthetic process. Gene Ontology annotation, cellular component: mitochondrion. The transcript is spliced from 2 exons. Gene Ontology annotation, molecular function: 3-methyl-2-oxobutanoate hydroxymethyltransferase activity; magnesium ion binding. Lineage: Eukaryota; Fungi; Ascomycota; Eurotiomycetes; Eurotiales; Trichocomaceae. Bases 1 to 1029 code for a protein of 342 amino acids.
AUGACUCCCUCGCCCAGAGCUGUUGCGCGCCUCAGGCCGUCGCUGCACGUCUUCUGCUCUCGACAGACGGGUCGAACGACAGUCUUCGCUCCUGCGACCUCCCAUGCACAGCUCCGCUACAGCUCCUACGCCCCCAUGGGCGGCGACUCGUCGCCCAAGCCCCGGAAAAAGGUCACCAUUAACACCUUGCGCAACAUGUACAAGAAGGGCGAGCCCAUUGCCAUGAUCACGGCCCAUGACUACCCCAGCGCCAGUCUCGCCGACGCCGCCGGCAUGGACAUGAUUCUGGUGGGCGACAGCCUGGCCAUGGUGGCGCUGGGGAUGGAGGACACCAGCGAGGUGACUCUGGACCAGAUGAUCAUGCACUGCCGCAGUGUAGCUCGGGCGGCCAAGUCUACUUUUAUCCUUUGCGACCUGCCCAUGGGGUCCUUCGAAGUGUCGCCCGAGCAAGCCCUCCAGUCAGCGAUCCGCAUCAUUAAAGAGGGCCGGGCCCAUGCGGUCAAGAUGGAGGGCGGAGCGGAGAUCGCGCCCAUGAUCAAAAAGAUCACGACGGCCGGCAUUCCGGUCGUUGCUCACAUCGGCCUGACGCCGCAGCGCCAGAACGCGCUGGGCGGCUUCCGCGUGCAGGGCAAGAACGUCGCCGGGGCAGUCAAGCUGCUGCAGGACGCGUACGCCGUGCAGGAGGCGGGGGCCUUCCUGGUCGUGCUGGAGGCCGUGCCGUCGGAGAUUGCUAACAUCAUCACGAAGAAGCUGCGCAUUCCGACCAUGGGCAUUGGCGCGGGGAACGGCUGUUCGGGCCAGGUGCUGGUGCAGGUCGACAUGAGCGGCCAUUUCCCGCCGGGACGGCCGCUGCCCAAAUUCGUGAAGCAGUACGCGAACGUGUGGAACGAGGCGUUCAGGGGGAUUGAGCAGUACCGGACGGAGGUCAAGAGCAGAGCGUUCCCUUCGGAGGAGUACACGUAUCCGAUUCCGAAGGAAGAGGCGGAGGAGAUUGUGAAGGCGCUGGAGGAGGCAGAACCGCCGAAAUAG